Messenger RNA from Gilbertella persicaria, 1257 nucleotides. RefSeq lists its product as uncharacterized. Gene Ontology annotation, molecular function: zinc ion binding. Lineage: Eukaryota; Fungi; Mucoromycota; Mucoromycetes; Mucorales; Choanephoraceae. Bases 1 to 1257 code for a protein of 418 amino acids. The transcript has 4 exons. The record is from RefSeq and is a predicted model, not a curated record.
AUGAAUAAAAAAGUAGACUUGUUAAUAGAAGAGCCUUGUCCUGAGCUACUAUGUGGUAUAUGUACAGAUGUCCUUGAGGAUCCAAUACAAGUGCAUUGCCCAGAAGACAAAAAACAACUAGAAAAUUGCCCAAUAUGCUUGACAUUGCUGGAUAAAAAUUCUUUUCAACUCUCUAAAUUUGUACAGAGACAGGUGGGAAGAUUACGUAUUCAAUGUCGCUAUGCAAAGAGUGGGUGUCCAUGGCAAGGUUUACUCUCAGACAAUCACCUUUUAGAGUGUACAUUUCAACCCCAAUCAUGUCCUAAUGCAGGAUGCGAUGCCACUCAUCUCAAUGAGGCCACCAUGCAAGAACAUCUCAAGACAUGUCUUUAUCAGACCAUGACUUGCCCUAAUCAAAUGCCACUUUGUCAGCCCUUUUUACGAAAAGAUUUAGCUCAACACGAAAAUGAAUGUCAGUCGUAUACAUGCAUUUAUGCACAUGAAGGAUGUCCCUUUAUUGGUACUCUUUCUCAAGCAAAGACACACUGUGAUCAAUAUUGUGGUCAUUUACAUCAAAAGAUUGAACAUUUAGAGCAAGAAGUCAAACGACUCAACAAAUGGAUUCAAGAUAUCACUAUGGGACUUGAUGUCAAAUUGCCUUCAACACCAGAGACACAACAGCAAAAGGAAAAGGAUGCCAUGGUGGCUGAAAUGGCUUUAUUUCAUCAAAUGUUGAAUGAGAAUCCCUUUCAAGGAUUGGAUCUAACAGACGUCAAAGAAGAACCCAAUCCUGCUAUGAUGGACAUCAGUCAAUGUUUGCCUGACUUUUUAGAGAACCAGAAAAGUAUAGAUGCCUUGUUUGAGACAGCCAAGUCACCACAACCCCUUGAAUUUGUCCCACCUGUGCAUGCACCCAAAAGAACAUCAAAUGGUAAAAAGAUUCGAUAUAGUAAAAAUGUUCGAUUAGCACAUAGUGCUUUACGUAUGGCAAGGCAGAGAACAGCCAGUACAAGCAAUCCAUCCAAUGAUGCCAUCCUGAAUAACCUAAAUCAUGCCAAGAAACAACAGGUUGCAUUUAAAAACCAAGAUAGCCUGACUCAGACAGAAGAAAAGACCAAACCAAAAUCAACAAAAAAAGAGAAAAAGAAGCCUUCUUCUCCUCAACCUGAUGCAGAUACAACUACCACUACUACUUUACCAAAAAGAAGACCCAUGUUUAUCUUGGCUUCUUCUUAUUUAUCGAAUUACAAUAGCAAUAACAAUAACAAUACAGUGUAA